Molecule: messenger RNA, 1317 nt
Organism: Racocetra fulgida
Lineage: Eukaryota; Fungi; Glomeromycota; Glomeromycetes; Diversisporales; Gigasporaceae
Source: the annotation of a GenBank genome assembly
AUGAGAGAAAUCGUUCAUUUACAAACCGGCCAAUGCGGUAACCAAAUAGGUGCCAAAUUUUGGGAAGUUAUUUCAGAUGAACACGGUAUCGAUUACUCUGGCACUUAUGUCGGAGACGCAGACCUCCAAUUAGAAAGAAUAUCUGUUUAUUAUAAUGAAGCCAAUGGUGGAAAAUAUGUUCCACGCGCCGUUCUUGUCGACCUUGAGCCUGGUACUAUGGACUCAGUUCGUGCUGGUCCUUUCGGACAACUUUUCCGUCCAGACAACUUUGUCUUUGGUCAAAGUGGUGCCGGUAACAACUGGGCUAAGGGACACUAUACUGAAGGAGCCGAACUUGUCGACACAGUCUUAGAUGUUGUUCGCAAAGAAGCAGAAUCUUGUGAUUGCUUACAAGGUUUCCAAAUAACCCACUCUCUCGGCGGUGGUACAGGUGCUGGUAUGGGUACUUUACUCAUCUCUAAAAUCCGUGAAGAAUACCCUGACCGUAUGAUGUGCACGUUUUCUGUCGUUCCAUCACCCAAAGUUUCGGAUACUGUUGUUGAACCAUACAAUGCAACUCUUUCUGUACAUCAAUUGGUUGAAAACUCUGACGAAACAUUCUGUAUCGAUAAUGAAGCUUUAUAUGAUAUUUGCUUCCGCACAUUGAAAUUGAAUACACCUACCUAUGGUGAUCUUAAUCAUUUAGUAUCUGCCGUCAUGAGUGGUAUCACCACAUGUUUGCGUUUCCCUGGUCAAUUGAAUGCUGACUUGAGGAAAUUAGCUGUCAACAUGGUUCCUUUCCCACGUCUUCACUUUUUCAUGGUCGGAUUUGCACCAUUAACUUCUCGUGGAUCUCAAGGUUAUCGCGCCUUGACUGUCCCUGAGUUGACUCAACAAGUUUUUGAUGCCAAGAACAUGAUGGCUGCCUCAGAUCCUAGACAUGGUCGCUAUUUGACCGUUUCUGCUAUUUUCCGAGGUCGCUGCUCUAUGAAGGAAGUUGAAGAUCAAAUGUUGGCUGUUCAAACAAAAAACAGCUCAUACUUUGUUGAAUGGAUUCCUAAUAAUGUUAAGAGUCUUAAAAUGUCUGUUACUUUUAUUGGUAACUCUACUUCAAUUCAAGAACUAUUCAAACGUAUCAGUGAUCAAUUCACUGCUAUGUUCCGACGUAAGGCUUUCUUACAUUGGUAUACUGGUGAAGGUAUGGAUGAAAUGGAAUUCACAGAAGCAGAAUCUAAUAUGAACGAUCUGGUAUCCGAAUAUCAACAAUACCAAGAAGCUACUGCCGAAGAAGAAGCUGAAGAAUAUGAGGAAGAAUUGGAACAAGAUGCAGACAUCUAA